AGAACAGCUCGCAGCAGAGCAAUGAACAAUGAUGCGACUUCAGUCAUGCUGUCACUUGAGUGGAACUGUAGUCGUAAUGAGUGCAAAUACACCGGAUGAUCACAAACCUAGAUAGUUGUUAUCAGCAGAAUAGGACUGUAGGUACAGCGUGAGGUGGAGAAGAUAGACAGGAGAAACACACAGCACUUUUAUUUCACCUGCCUUUAAUACCAGUAUUUCAGCUGUUGUAUCAACAAAUCCCCUGAAAAGCAUGCAAUCUGCUUGUGCCAGCCUAAGUGGAAGCUUAGCAGUAGUUUAUGAAUGAGCAUCUGCAUUUGGAUAUGUUUGAACGUUCAUACUGUUGUGAUAAUGUGUGACUGUUUCACGUUGCAGAAGUAUUGUAAACGUCCAAUGAAACUAAUGCUUCUGUCAUGCUUCUGUGCCACAUAAUGUUGAACAGCAAUGUAUCUCUCUUAUGCAGAUGGUGACACACAUGUAAUGUCGCCUGCAGCAUCAAUGCUGCAUGGGAUGUAUGCAGACGAAAAUGAUGAUCCGGGCAUCCUUGCAGACUUGGAUAAUUUCACGCCAUCAAGACCACACAGCUGUUUGAGUGCUGUUGCUGACACAGCUGAGCCACAAAUUAAUGAAAGAGGUCAGAGCACCAUUUGUGGUUAUGGUACCUGUGACAGCAACAGCCCUCAAGCAUCUUGUAUGGGUCCAAGUGGUAUGAAGGAACCCAUUAAUGCAGUUCAUGACCGGGCAGUCACGGCAGAGAAUCGAGAGAAUGCUCGACGAUGCACAACCACACGGCCACCACUCAGAGAGCUGCCAGUAAUGGAAAAUCAGCUGGACCCAACCAGCCAGAGUAGAAGAUCGCCCUCCUAUUUGGAUCGUGUCCGUAGGGACUACCCAGCCCCACAAUACAACAGACGGACCCCAAUAAGAGGUGUGCAACGGCACAAUGAUAUGACAGUUGCAUAUCUUGAGUCGCGGUCGCAGCGGGAGUAUGAAGUUGACACCCGUCGCCUGCAGCUUGAGGAAAGGAGGCUGGAGCUGCAGAUAAAGCAGCACAGCGACAAGAUGCGGCUCAAGGAAAUGGAAAUGCAAGAGCGUCAAGUGGAGCGAGAGUCGCAAGCAGAACAGCGGCGCCAAGAAUUGAAGUUCCGCCAAAUUGAGCAAGAGGCCCUCGCAGAGGAGAGGCGCCUCAUGGCUGCUGAGCGCCAAGCCUACAUGCAGCAUCAACGAGUGCAGCUGGAAAUGCUGAACAAUUUAUUCAGUCAAAUAAAGAAAUAAUAAUGAAAAUAAUUAUCCACUAGACUGUAACAUGAAGGUACAAGAGAAACCCAAUACUGGUUUCUUGCAAACUUCAUUCUGAUCCAGACAUCAAACCAGGGACAAACUUUCCAAAACAGUUGCUCUAUACUACCUCAGUUACCCAGGAGGCUGUCCAUUAGCAGAGCAUGAUAGACUUGAAUGAUAGUUUGAAAAGGGACAAAACAUGCACAUUUGAACUUUUUCCAGUAAAUACAAAAGUAGUCUUUCAAUAAUGUAGUUCACUCAUCUGUGUUUAUGAAGUCUCAACAUAGCAACCACAUCAAUACUGCUCAAGGUGCAACUUUUAUUACGUAACUGCUGACGCCUCACAAGCAACCAUUGCAGCCUGCAUAACACCCACUAUUAAAGGGCCCCUGAAACAGUUUGGACAAAUUUUGUAGACAUGUAGUAUGCAGCUGAAGUUAAUUAUUCGUACCACAAUUUGUGUGAAGCAUCUCGCGUUAAGAGAGCUACGAACGAUCACCAGCCACCCUUCUCCAUAGCCAUGCAUUUUCUCAACACAGUUACGAAGUGAUCGGGGCUAAGCUCCGCCUUCACUGGCUCUACGCCAUUACAGUACACCAUGUUGUCUAGGACCGCGCGUGCGAAGCCUCUCUGCCAGCCGCAUGACAGUCGACCCCAAGCAAGAGCAAUUGAAGCAGUGUGCAUUGCAAGCAUUCUGUUGCAGCACCGAGUGUAUCCAGUAUCCCUCUCACCACAGGCGAGCUGGGAAUUUCAAUGGAUUGGUGGAGGCAUAAACUCAAGCGACAGCACGAUGGUGCUGCAGUCACCACGCUCGUCUGCUGCCUUGCAGCAUGACAGAUUGCCAGUUGUUACGUUUGGGGGCGACAAUGUAACCAGGGAGAACUGUGGUGCUUGCAAAAAUAAAAAUAAAGAUCAACUCUGACGGCGGAGCACUCGUCAACACAGUGCAUGUUGUAACACAAGCAAACAACACUUGCUUUGUGCCGGAAGUGCUUUUCAGUGCAGUGAGAAACUGCCCUAGAGCAUUCUGUUUUGGUUACUUGCUUUUCAUAGAAACAAAUUAACUAACAUUCCAACUAUAAUGAGCAUUUGUUCACCAUAAAGUUGGAAAAGUUAUUGAUGACGUGCCCUGGGCAGCCAAUUGGAUAGCUCGCCCUACUAGAGUCAUUAGGGAAACUUGCAUGAAAUGGUCAGGGGCAGCUGAAAAUUCAGCCAAGUGGCAUGCUGCGAUCGGUAGCGAUGUACAUUCUUUAUACUUUAUAAUAAGUUACAGACUUUAUGUGGAGCACUUAGAUGCAUCAAUUAAUUAUCAGGAUGACCUACUACACAACACAGUAUGUUUGUACAAAAUCCUUUCAAGGUCCCUUUAACACUGUGCUACGCUAUACAAACUAAAAUAAUACAGCUGAAAAGCCAGAUGAUGGAGCUGCACAUCUUGAAUGACCAGUUCCAGCAAAUAAGCAUUGGUAGUCUUUAAACAUGGUAGUUCAUUCAACUGUGUUCAUGAAUGCACACCAUAACCACAUCAACACCACUCUGACAGCAGUUGUGCUCAAAGUGCAACUUUGAUUGCAUACCUAUAGGCUUAAGCAUACAAGCAGUCAUUGCAGCCUGCAGAACACCUACUUUAACACUGCACUAUACAACCUAAACUAAGUAGCACAGCAGAAAAGCCACAUGACAGAGGUGCACAUUUUGAAUGACCUAUUCUAGCAAAUAAGCAUUGGAAGUCUUCGAACACUGUAGUGAAUUUAUUUGUGUUUAUGAACGUACAACCAUAUCAAUGCCGCUCUGGCAGUUAACAGUUGUGACGCUCAAUGUGCAACUGUAAGCAUAAGCAUAUAAAGCCAGAAGGGGACACAGGGCUUGCAACACUGACGUAAUACAUUGCUUGGGCUAUGGCAGAAGAGAGGGCAUGGAAGGAUCGCCAUCUGCAGAUGCAAGUUGCAGCUAAGGGGGCAGUUUGGCUUACAUCCUGGCAUAUGACAAUGCAGCAUUUCAGUUUUUCUCGUAUCCUUUAAUAAUGAACAUUAUUGAAAAAUUAUUGCAGUACAACACUUCCAGCAUGGUGCCUUACAGCUUGCAGUGUAUAUAAGUGUCGUGAUAUCAUGAUGCAGGUAGUGGUUACGCAAUGGCAGAACAUUGCAAUGUUUUGAUGCUUGCCACGACUCGCUCUGUCGCCUCCUAUGCUGCUAGUGGUUGCGAUGCCUAGGCAUAGCCGUAAGGCCCACCAGACAUGAGACUCCAGACACAUCUGUAGGACCCCGAUUGCCACGGCUGUAUGUCUCAACUAUGAAGAAGACUCACUGCACAGCCACAUUGCCAACGCACGGCUUGGUUCUGCUCACGCUGCUGGUUACUGGCAUCUUUUUGGACCACCUCGACUGCCUUGCCAUUCUCAGUAACUGUUCAUGGCGUUGUUUAUAUUGUCGAGUUUAUUCCUGCCUGCUCGAAUGGCGUCAUCUUCGGAUGGGACUUCUUGUCCCGUCAUAAAGCCGUAAUCGACUGCGCACGCACUGAAGUUGAAUUUUCACCUCUGUGUGAUGCACCAUUGUACGAAGAUCGUGAUUGCCCUUCUAAACCUGCCAUGCGCGAGGAUAGAUAUUCCGCCUGGCUCCUUCGCCGUCGUACCCAUAUCCUGCGAUGUCAUCACUGAUGCAACAGUCCUUCACGCCGUCCAAAGUGUUCAUGAGCCAUAAAGCUCUACCACUACCCUUCGCAAUGCUUGAGAUCGCUGGCAGCUGCAGCAAUAUAUACUUUUACAAUCUCCUCUGUGCACCUAUUAUGCUGCUCGUUAGUGAAUGCCUUGGCUUCAUGGAACACCUCAACUCUUUGUCUUUGGUUGACGUCCCCAGAGACACUUUCGAUGUCGACUCCAGCCAUUUCGGCACUUGAGGAGACGUCCAGGGAUGUGUUCUCGAGUGCCAUCACCGAUACCAUCACACAUGCCGAACAU
Dermacentor andersoni is the source of this 4234-nucleotide messenger RNA. RefSeq lists its product as uncharacterized. NCBI's taxonomy places the organism in Eukaryota, Metazoa, Arthropoda, Arachnida, Ixodida, Ixodidae. The record is from RefSeq and is a predicted model, not a curated record.